Messenger RNA from Antechinus flavipes (yellow-footed antechinus), 3272 nucleotides. It is a transcript of the gene ATP1B2, whose product is annotated as ATPase Na+/K+ transporting subunit beta 2. The transcript is spliced from 7 exons. The record is from RefSeq and is a predicted model, not a curated record. Gene Ontology annotation, molecular function: ATPase activator activity. Bases 722 to 1597 code for a protein of 291 amino acids. Gene Ontology annotation, cellular component: sodium:potassium-exchanging ATPase complex. Gene Ontology annotation, biological process: potassium ion import across plasma membrane; intracellular sodium ion homeostasis; intracellular potassium ion homeostasis. Lineage: Eukaryota; Metazoa; Chordata; Mammalia; Dasyuromorphia; Dasyuridae.
GGGCUUUCUCCCACCCUCUUCAAGCUACCUAGUAUAUAGAGCAACCGCCGCAGCCCCAAUUCCCGCACUGCCGAGAAGCUGAGCCUUCAACCUGCGAUCCGUGCCCCCGGCCUUUGGCUGCUUCCCGCUCAGCUGCACCUUCCUUUCCAGUACCCCUACAACCGUAGCAUUCCGCGAGCUCCACCUUUGCCUGCCUCUCCUACUUACCAGGGCUCUGUGCAUCGUCGCCCCUGCUGCCUUUGCCUUCAACAGCUUGAACUACAGAUUUCGGGCGAUCCUUCUUUCCUACUUCCAGUCGCUUCGCACUCCAGCUCUCCUUGCAUCCUCGUCGGGUCGCUUAUUUUACACCUACUGUUGCUUCUCUGCUCUGGGUUGCUUUUUGGGGGGUCGUCACUGCAGUCCCUCCUUUGGGCUUUGCUCCAUUCACUCCACGUUGGCUGCACCCCCUUUUUGUUGCCUUAGUUCUGUUCCUAGCACCUUUUUUCUCCAUCUCUGCUGAAUCCACUGGUCCACCCGCUCCCUCCGCAGGGCAUCGCACCCAAGAACCUAAAGUAAAGCUUCUGGCCAGGCGAGAUCGGGUCCCUGGGGAUCUCCCCAGCUCAUUGCACGUCGGCUUUCCGGAAGGUCCCCCCCUUCAACCUGAGUCCCUGCUAAGCGCCUCGCCUCGUCGUUUCUUCCUCUUCUCCAGGCCUCCCUAGCCCCCAGCCCCAGAGCCGCAGAAAUGGUCACUGAAAAGGACAAGAAGACCAAUGGACAGGUGUUGGAGGAAUGGAAAGAGUUCGUGUGGAAUCCGCGGACUCACGAGUUCAUGGGCCGUACCGGGAGCAGCUGGGCCUUCAUCUUCCUCUUCUACCUCGUCUUCUAUGGGUUUCUAACUGCUUUGUUCACCCUCACCAUGUGGGUCAUGCUACAGACUGUUUCAGACCACAUUCCCACAUACCAGGACCAGCUUGCAACACCGGGUCUGAUGAUCCGUCCUAAGACAGAGAAUCUUGAGGUUUUGGUCAACCUCAGUGAUAGCAGCAGCUGGAAUGAGCAUGUACAGAUACUUGACAAAUUUCUAGAGCCCUACAAUGACUCAAUCCAGGCCCAGAAGAAUGAUGUCUGCCGCCCAGGGCACUAUUAUGAACAACCAGACAAUGGCGUUCUCAACUAUCCCAAACGGGCUUGUCAGUUCAACCGGACACAGCUGGGUGACUGUUCAGGGCUUAGCGAUCCUACCCACUAUGGCUACAGCACUGGCCAGCCUUGCGUCUUUAUCAAGAUGAACCGGGUCAUCAACUUCUAUGCAGGAGCCAAUCAGAGUAUGAAUGUUACCUGUGCAGGGAAGCGGAAUGAGGAUGCCAAAAAUCUUGGUGACUUCACUAUGUUUCCUGCCAAUGGCAACAUUGACCUGAUGUAUUUUCCCUACUAUGGCAAGAAGUUUCAUGUGAAUUACACACAACCUCUAGUGGCUGUCAAGUUCAUGAAUGUGACCCCCAAUGUGGAAGUAAACGUUGAAUGUCGCAUUAAUGCAGUCAAUAUUGCCACUGAUGAUGAGCGGGACAAGUUUGCUGGCCGAGUAGCUUUCAAACUCCGAAUAAUAAAAAAGACCUGAAUUUACUCACACACCCUUCCCUCUCCCCUCUCUUCCUGGGCUUUAUGGAAUGUGCUUUCUGGAUGCUUCCUCCCCUGCCUGAAGUCUUUCCCCUGCCCUGCCCCUCCCCAGCCCUUUCCUUACCCCAAAGGUAUUUUUUACAAUUGAGCUAUGAUUUAAUUUACACCCUUUCUCAACUCCCAUUCCUGAAGGGUAGUAGCCAUUUUGAGUCCCUGGAAAAACAUCCUCUUCCACUGUAGCUAUGGGAGAGGUUUAGAGCAGGGCUGUCAUCUUUUCCCCUUUACUUACAAGUUUGUUUCUAAUAGCUUCCAGGUAUUUUUAUGGUUACUGGUGGAAUACUCCUAUAAUUAGCCACAAUUUCUUCCUUUUUUUUUUCUCUGUACCCAACAAAUGGUCUCUCAAUAAUAUUCAUGGCUUCCCUGGUAGUGAUAGUGAUAGUGAGAGCUGUUAGAAGAGUCACUUACUCUUCUGAUUUCAAACUCAUCUCCCCUUUCCCUUUCUUCCUGCUUAGUGAUAAAGAUAAAUUUGGGAACCCUAUUUAUCCUGGGCCCUUCUUCCUUCCUAAUUUACUAAUUCCUUUCCCAUUUGCUCUCCUCACCAAAGCUGUUAGAUGGGCCAUUUUUGAGUUGAAGAGAUUCAUCCAACUUUUUUCCUUCAUCCAUUUUCCAUACUCCAUUUUACCGAAGCCUUUAAAUUACCCUUUGUAGGUCUCGAUUCAUGACUCCCUUCCCCAUAAGGUGGAUCUUUGAACUGAAAAAUGGGGGCUCUCUUCCGUGGGCUUUAAAGGAGGGUCUUUAAGAAUAUGGAUGCCAUUUUUUAAAUUAAAAAUUUACAAAUUUUGUCCCUAUCUCUCUUUUCCAAUACUCUUCAUAACCUAGUGUCUGCUAAUCCAAAAGACUUUUUGGAGUUCAAUUUUAUCUUUGCAUAAUUUCCUUAAGUAUUUCCCUUGAGUAUUUCUCCCACCCCCAUUGCUCCAUUUUUCUAGUGUUUUGAGUGGCCAUCUUGAACUGGCUUUAUCCCCAGAUUGCCACCUUGGAAACCUCAUCUGGUCAUGAUAAUAUGCCACAUUCUUUGCCUAUCCCCUCUCUCUCCCUAACUUUUAGCAAAUAAUUGGCUAAUUAAUACUCCUUUUCCAUUUAACAAUUAAAAUUCCCUUCUCAAUUUGAAAAUGGCUCCCCCUCCUUCAUGCCCCCUUUGCCUUUUUUAGCCCUGCAAUUACCAUAUGUUUAGAAACCCCUGUUCAGAAGUAUUUUUUAAUCAGUUGUUUUUAAUUCGCCUUUUCCAUUCCAAAUCUAAUUCUUCCCUAUUAAUGCUGCACUCUCCUCUUCCUUGAGUUUAUCCCUUUUUUCUUGAAAUCAUAGACAAGGCCCGAGUUAAAAUCCUGUCUUUUAUAGUUAAUAACCGUGACCAUGGGCAAAUUAAUCUUUUGAGCCGCCAUUUCCUCGUCUGUAAAAUUUUUAUUAUCUGUCUCACAGAGCUGUGAGCUUAAAUGAGAUAAAUGUUUCAAAACAUAGCUAAAUUCUCAUUCACCUCUGUGCCAUUUCCUUUUACCUCCCCCAGAAGUCUAUCUCUGCAGUUAUUUAAUGCCUGUGUCAGAUCUACUGUAAGAUAAAAAAGUACAAUGCAGAUUAUAUGCAUAUAUACAUAUACAUACAUAUAUAUAUAUCAUACCCAA